GAGAAGACAGAAGAAGCAGAACGGGGAUUGGCAGCGAGCAGUUCCUUUUUCUUGCGCCGUUCAUGGUCGGUCUUGGAAGCUUCUGGAUUGCACUCGCGACGCUCUCUUGUAUGGCUUCCAUUGUAUACUCGGCACGCACUCUCAACGACUUCGUGCUGCAUUACGAGCCGCUCGCGUACGAGCCUAUCAGCGUGGGCAGCAGGCGCUGGAAGCGCUCAGCCGCGCAACACCAGGCCCCGCGCCACGUCGAGCUUGCAUUCAGGUCCUACAAGAGAGAGUUCAGGCUGCGCCUCGAGAGGGACCCGUCCGCUUUCUCCGAAGACUUCACCAUCGAGACGCAUCGAGGACCUGUACUGGACAGCCUGGAGCAUCUCUAUUCCGGUCAUGUCGUGGGGGCGCCUGACAGCCGCGUGGUGGGAUCGAUCAUAGGCGGCGUGUUCAGCGGCCGCAUCUCGCUGCCCCGCGAGGGCGAGGAGUUCUACGUGGAGCGCGCCGGCCAUUUUGUCCAGGACUCGGCCCCCUUCCACUCGCUCAUCUACUCGGCGCGGGACGUCAGCUUCGCCGGUGGACGUUGCGGCCUUCAUGGCGCCGCCAAGGAUGCCAUGGACCGAAUACGGCGCCAAUACCGGCGGCACCAAUCUCAGCAACGCCGUCUAAAGCGUUCGGUGAUGGACCUCGACCUCGAAACAACGCCGAUGACCAGCGCGAUUCGAAGGAAGGUUGCGGCCUAUGGUUCCGGCAUUCACGGUCGAAACCUCUCGAAGACGCCGUCCAACCGCGGUGGCCUCCUGGAUCCGGAGGGUACGCUUCGAAAGACGUACGUUCAGCGCGUGUGUAACCUCGAGAUCGCCGUGGACCACACGCUGUUCGAGGCAGUGGCCUCCUGGCAGGGAAACGAGCAUGACAAGAUUCUCAGGGCCCGCCAGGAGUUGACCAGCAUGGUGUCCAAGCACGUGAAGGCCGUCUCGGAGAUCUUUGGCGGCACAAACUUCAACGGUAUCACCGGGAUCGAGUUCGUGGUGCAGCGUCUCGUGAUCAACGACUCCAGCGCGUGCGAGGGACCGGCGAUGCGGACAAACCCCUUUUGCCAGGACAGCCUCGACGCUCCCCAUGCGCUGCACGAGCUGUCAAAGAUAAACCACGAUGGUUUCUGCGCUUCGUACCUGUGGACCCACCGGGACUUUCCCGGAGGAACGCUGGGCCUCGCCUACAUGGCUGAACCCGAUGGCUUCUCGGGCGGCAUAUGUGAGCAGUUCCAAUCCGGAGGCGGCAUAGUGGUCGACACUGGCACCACGGGCUACAUCGGUAGACUGAGCCUGAACACGGGCGUGGUCACCUUUCUCAACAAGAACAUGCGUGUGCCGCAGAGGGUCUCCGAAAUCACCUUUGCCCACGAGCUCGGUCAUAACUUCGGAGCACCGCACGACAUGCCUCCAGACUGUGUCCCCGACGGCACAGGCGGCAACUUCAUCAUGUUCGCCAGCGCCACGCGCGGCAACAAACCCAACAACCGGCGAUUCUCUUUAUGUAGCGUGCGCAACAUAUCGGCUGUCCUGAUGCAGAUGUUCUCGCAGCGCGGGUCCCGGCCCAACUGCCUGCAGGAGCCCCAAGGCCCCUUCUGCGGUAACUCCAUCCGCGAAAUGAACGAGGAGUGCGACUGCGGCUACGAGCGCCAGGACUGCGGUACCGACGUGUGCUGUUACGCGCGCGAGCAUGGAGAGAUCAACCGCAAGCCGUGCACGCUCAGGCCCGGAGCCGCUUGCAGUCCCAGUAACGGAGCGUGCUGCAGCAGCGACUGCCGCUUUCACAACACGUCGACGGCAUGCAGGCCUGAAGACGACUGCAGCUUCGAGGCCUACUGCACCGGCACAAGCGGCGAGUGCCCUCCGUCCGACUGGAAGCCGGACGGCACGUUGUGCAAUCACGCCACCCAGCUGUGCGACGCCGGCGAGUGCAGUCAGUCCGUUUGCCGCCUGUACAACCUGGUCGACUGCUACCUGACCGGGUCAUACCUGAGCAUGGCGGACAUGUGCCUCAUCGCCUGCAGAGAGAACGUGCCGGGAAGCGAAUGCAAGGAGGCGUGCAGCUUCGAGCGCAUGCGGGACUUCUGCGGCAGGCGCAUGCAGCCGGGCGCUCCGUGCUACGACCUGCAGGGAUACUGCGACGUUUUCCAAAAGUGCCACCUCAUCGACGCCCAGGGUUUGCUCUCCAGGCUAAAGCGACUCGUCUUCGGCGGCGAGGGCAUGGACAGCGCACUUGUGCGCUACUGGUACCUGACGCUGGUGGCGGUCGUGUUGGCGGGCGCGGCAACUGCCGUGUUCGUGCGAGUUUGCGCCGUGCACACGCCGAGCACCAACCCGCACCUGCCACCGGAGAGGACCAUCAUGUCGAGUGCACGCCACCCGGUCGCCUUCAUCAAGGAUGUGACGCGCUUCUCGUGAAGAGAUACAAGAUUGGGAAACCAGCUCUGCAUCUCUGAAUAUUCAAGGCGCUAUAUUGGGUCGGAAAGCAUUUCUUUCAGCGCCCCCCCCCCAUUUUAUUUUUUUGGCUGAGAAUCAGUCUCGAGUAACAAGCUGCUGUCCUCCAUCCCCCUCGCAGAAAACAACCGCAAACUAUAGAGGGACGACCAGCACUGAAAAUUUGAAUGUAUGCGUUAUGAAUUUAUUCUUGAGUUGGACUUGUCGCAAGUUCAGUGCUUACAAACACCUUCUUAAGAUUGCGUGCUGUUGAAGAUGACUAAAAGGAUAUACUCGUACGUGCUGUAUAGGCGAAGAGAACGUAACAUAAAACUACUGCAACGGCAAUUUGAUUACCGGGGACAGCUUUUCUUCGUGGGAAAGGCUGUGACUGGGAUUUCAAGCUUUUCUAACGUUUCCACUUGGGGGUCAAGUGAUUAUAUUUGCUUAACAUGCGUGGCUGUUUUGUCUUAACUGAGCAGCCUUUGGUAUAAAUACACAAGAAAACGAAAGAGAGCAGAUGUAAAGACACGCAGUGUGCCAAUGUGUGCGGAUAUAUUGUUAUUGUGUUCGUUAGGUCGCAACUGAUUGCAUUCAAUGGGGCACAUGAACUUCAUGGUUUUAUGGAACCACUAAAUCAUAGCGCCGAACUAGAAACGUAGUGCUUGUUCAUUUGUAUAUUUACUGGUUUGUUAUCCACUACUUUUGCAAUAGGAAGAAAUCAAGACGAUCAUUCAUUCUCACUUCGAAGCGUCUAGUCGCUUGACGAGCGGAAAUAAACAUGAUUGUUGAAGGAAAGCACCCACGUAUUGCCCUCUUUGCUCUUCCAGGAAUAUGACUGCCCGUACGCCGCAGUGUCAGUGUUUUAAGGAAUAAGCUGCUACGCGAUAGUAAACGCAGCAAAAUAAAAGGCAUUUGAAUAAAUCAAAAGCACCUGCCCAUGGUUAUAAGUGGACAAGCUGAUACAACAUGAA
This is a messenger RNA of Dermacentor albipictus, 3430 nucleotides long. Its product is annotated as disintegrin and metalloproteinase domain-containing protein 10-like. The record is from RefSeq and is a predicted model, not a curated record. Gene Ontology annotation, molecular function: metalloendopeptidase activity. Gene Ontology annotation, cellular component: plasma membrane. Gene Ontology annotation, biological process: membrane protein ectodomain proteolysis; Notch signaling pathway. Lineage: Eukaryota; Metazoa; Arthropoda; Arachnida; Ixodida; Ixodidae.